Messenger RNA from Pecten maximus, 3458 nucleotides. Its product is annotated as aarF domain-containing protein kinase 1-like. NCBI's taxonomy places the organism in Eukaryota, Metazoa, Mollusca, Bivalvia, Pectinida, Pectinidae. Gene Ontology annotation, cellular component: mitochondrial inner membrane. The record is from RefSeq and is a predicted model, not a curated record. Gene Ontology annotation, biological process: lipid homeostasis; mitochondrion organization.
GGUUACAAAGAGAAGCUCAAGAUCGACAUUGAACAAAUUACUUUUGGGCAGGUUUCAUGCGCUUACAUAAACAUGGAAUUCACCUUUAUAUGGACGUGUCGCUAAAGAUCAUUCAAACAUAACACCCAAGACAAGACUUUUUACAGAUGAGGAUCAGAUAGGCUUCAGCGCAAUCAUAUGUGAUUGCUGUAUUAGAAGCUGAAUGACAUUGAUUUGAAAGCAAACAUGAGUCAACAUUUACUGAAGCGAGUCUUGAAGUAUGGUGUCCUUGGUAGCGGGAUUGGAGGUUCCACAGUCUACCUUUGGAAAAAUGACUGGGAAUUGACUAGUAUAGGUGUGGUCCGAUUUGGACGAGCUGCAUAUGUGGCACUGCGGAUAGGUGUAGAUUAUAAAUUAAGCUUACAUAAUCAAGACAGCUCCUCACCAGCGUACCGAGAAUUGUUGUCACAGAUUCAUGUCCGUUCUGCCCUUAGAUUACGUGAUAUGAUCUGUAAGAAUGGUGGUGUGUUUAUCAAGGUUGGACAGCAUGUUGGCACCCUUGACUAUUUGCUUCCAGAAGAAUAUGUCGGUACAAUGAAGGUCCUUCAUAACCAAGCUCCACAGUCAGACCUGACUGACCUUCAGAAAGUGGUAGAGGAAGACUUAGGCAAAAAGGUGUCACGGAAACUGGGAAAACUGUACAGUGAGAUGAUAUUUGUACAGGGUUACGUCCACUGUGACCCACAUCCAGGUAACGUCCUUGUGAGGAACACUGAAUCAGGAGUGGACAUCAUUCUGCUUGACCAUGGUCUUUACCAGUCUCUGACUGACGACUUUCGCCUUCACUACUGUAAGAUGUGGAUGGCCAUGAUCAACGCUGAUGUAGAAGGGAUCAAAGAACAUGCUAUUGCACUGAAUGUUGGAGAUUUGUAUGGAUUGUUUGCUUGUAUGUUAGCAGCUAGAUCUUGGAGCUCCAUAACAUCUGGAAUGGGAAACACAAAAAUAACACAGGAUGAGACGGACGAGAUAAAAUCCUAUGCUGCUGCUCUGUUGAUACAAAUAUCGGACCUUCUGAACCGCGUUCCUCGACAGUUGCUGCUUAUCUUAAAGACAAACGAUGUACUGAGAGGAAUAGAGACCUCUCUACAGACACGUGCCAAUGCCACGUCCUUUAUAAACAUGUCCCGAUGUUGUGUCCGUGCUGUAGCGGCAGACAAGCUACAAAAGUGUCACACUAACCUUGAAAUACUCAAAGUCAAACUUGGUUGUCAAUGGCAACUAUGUAAAAUUGGAGUGUAUGAAAUGUUCUUGUGGUUGAAGUCUUCAUAUCUUGGCAGUUUUAUCUUUAACAUUAGAAAUGCUCAACUUUUAGGAAGGUAACAUAUUGAUUAAUUAGGAUUACAUUAAAUGAGAAUAUAUUAUAUGCUCUAUUAAAGGUAUGUAUCAUUAAUACGGUCAUUUAGAGACAGAUAUACUGGAAUGAUACAGCCAAAAAACAGUUAAAGUACAUCCUUUGUUUGGAGUUCUCAUUCUAAACAGUAUUAACAAGUGAUAUUUGUAUGUAUUUGUCAGAAAACUGGUUUUAUGUGUUGAUAAAUAUUAAAUGUCAUGUUGUGACUUGAUGACUGACAUAUGGGGAUUUGAUGUGAAGUAUGUAAUUAUAUAAUCACAUUGUCUUUUAUUUAAGAUUAAAAAGUGAUUAUGCAGGAAUGAGAACAGCACACAAUCAUUCAUUCGGUCAGUUAUAUAAUUUUACUGGUUAUCUGAACACCUGGUUAGAGCCUCACAGCUUACCUAAUAACAGCAUGAUAGAAGUACCUCAUACAAAAAGUAACUCUGUUUGUGACUUAUUAAUUCUGAAUUUAAAGUUUGAAACUGAAAUUGAUUAUAUUUUUUCAACAUAUUAGAUUUUGAGGUUUAAAUUAGGUAACUGUAUUAGUAUUACAUAAAAUCGAGUGAAAGGGGCAUAUUUAUUUCACUAAUAUUCAAAUGUUUUCAGGGUUAUUCUCAUUUUCCUGACUUUUAUUUUGGAGUGUGUAGUGAUAUUUGUUACUCUGUGGUUUUAUGUUUUGAUAUUAAAGCAAGAAAUAUAAUGUGAUUCUUACAAUGUAAAUGAAUAUAAUCUAAAGUUUCUAUUUAAUGAAAAAAAAUUAUUUUGAAUUUAAAAAUCCUUUUCAUAUAUACAUUGAUAUUGGGCUAUUCCAUUAAAACAUCUACCUGACCCCAGGACUCCAGAAUGAAUUGUUUCUGUCCAUGAUUUCUUACCUCUUACUUCUAUUAUCCUAAGAAAUUUUAAAAGUGGUACCCCUAAUCAAAAACUAGGAUGUGGUAAAUAUUUUAAUGGAAUAGCCCUAAUGUAGUUUUGGAAUGAUAAAUGCCAAAAACAGAGUAUAUCAUACUAUAUCAAAAUAUAUUAUCUCAAUAUAAAAAAUAUCAAGUGUACAUGUACUUAUAAAUGAAUUAUUUUCAAAAUGACAGCACAUCCCCAGAUGAAUUUCUUUGUGUUAAUUUUCUUUAUAGACAAUCAUGCUUUAUAACUGUUGUGUAUGAUUAUCCUUUAUAUGAAUAAAUUAUGUAUGAUGAUUUUAAGUUGUAAAAUGAAAUUAAGUAACAUAACUAUAAUGUGUGGUAGACUAUAAUUUAUUUUUUCAAAUUUUAUCUGCCAUCUAUAUCUAUUAAGGAAUGAGUGCGAAAUAUAUAAUUUGUUAUGUUUGAUUGUAUUGUGAUAUGUUAUUAAUUUACAGUAUUAUAUUUGUAUAUAAUAAAUAUCAUUAUCAAUACUGUACUAUAUUUAUGUCUGCAUCAAGAGUUUGUCUGUCAGCCAGAGCCCUCAAUCCUAGGUGUACUGUUGAAGCAAGUGUUUGUCAGGUCUUUAUGAAGUGUUGAAACAAGACUUUGUCUGUCGGUCCUACAUGGCAUGUACUGGAACUGCUGAAGCAAGAGAUUGUCAGUCCUUGGUGUACUGUUGCAGCAAAAGUUGUCAGUCUACAUGUUCUGUUGAAGCAAGAGUUUGUCAGUCAUAUGAGUACUAUUGAAGCAAGGGCUUGCUAGUCCUAUGUGUGCUGUUGAAACAGGAUUUAGUUUGUCAUUCCUACGUGUACUCUUCACGAAAGAGUUUUUCUAUAUUGCCCUAUGUAUAUAGACUUGAAGAAAUUGUCUGUCAGUCCUAUGUGUUCUGUUGGGCAGACUUAAAUAUACUAAUAUAUGCCCAUGGCUGAGCCAAAAUGUUUUCUUUAAUAGUUCUAAGUGUUCUGUAUGUACAGUCGAGCAAGAGUUGGGUUGUUUGUCAGAUUUAUAUGUACUUAAAUGUAUCUAUGCCUGGACUUGAGCCAAGCAUUUGUCUUUCAGUCCUACAUGUACUUUUCAGCUACAUACUUACAUAUACUAAUAUGUGCCCAUGAUUGAGCCUGGAGUUUGUGUGUCAGUCCUCUAAUGAUUGUUUAAGAAAGAGUUUGUCUGUCAGUCCUACACUAAUAUAU